Loa loa (African eye worm) is the source of this 381-nucleotide messenger RNA. RefSeq lists its product as hypothetical. The record is from RefSeq and is a predicted model, not a curated record. NCBI's taxonomy places the organism in Eukaryota, Metazoa, Nematoda, Chromadorea, Rhabditida, Onchocercidae. Bases 1 to 381 code for a protein of 126 amino acids. The transcript has a single exon.
AUGUCACAACAUAUAAACUACCCUUAUGCAAAAGCAAGCAGGGUAGAGAAAUUGGAAGGAUUGGUGAGUGUAACCAAAACCGCUAACAUUAGGUUUCAAACCACUUCCGCACACACACACACACACGCACACACAUACACACACACACACACACAUACACACACACAUACAUACAUACAUACACAUACACACAGAUACACACAACAUGCAGACAUACACAUACAUACAUACACAUACACACAUACUAUACACACGUAUAUACAUACAUACAUGCACCAAGUAGUACUCAAUGGCUGGAAGAGAGCCGGGACGAGUAAUGGACCGAAAGCGCCUCGUUUUUCCAAACUAACAUGGAUGGUUUGUCAUUUCAUGCCCAUCUAA